Molecule: messenger RNA, 558 nt
Organism: Cercopithifilaria johnstoni
Lineage: Eukaryota; Metazoa; Nematoda; Chromadorea; Rhabditida; Onchocercidae
Source: the annotation of a GenBank genome assembly
AUGGGAGAACGAACGAAUAUGGGGAACUGCUUGCCAUUAUUGUUCCCGAAUUUAUUGCGUGGCGAUGAUCGCUCUCCACUGGAAGAAGUCAUUGAUACUGCUAGUGGCAGCAAUACUACAAUGAGACAUUCCGAUUUAGAGAUACCAAGUGCAUAUAUAAAUGAACUUUGGAUCUCAGAAGCAAACGAUGGAAGAAGACAAGAAUUGUUGAUGGAAGAUCCUAAAAAGGCACACGUGUCAGCCCUACUAGAGCAGAUUCCUGCUGAUACGUAUAGCGAUACAUAUAAGCAAGAAGGAAAAAUGAGGGAUAUCGAAUGCCCAAUUUGCAUGGUAGAUUUCGUUGAUGGCGAUCCGAUUCGUUACUUGCCUUGUAUGCACUGUUAUCACAAGAACUGUGUGGAUGACUGGUUGAUGCGUUCUUUUAGUUGUCCAUCAUGCAUGGAGCCUGUUGAUUCCGCCAUGCUCUCAUCAUUUGCCGCACACACACUUAGAGGUUUAGAGGCAUUGACUUGUUGUCCAGCUACUUCUGGUAUGCAUCAUAGUUUGCCACCUUCGUAA